Messenger RNA from Cydia amplana, 1177 nucleotides. RefSeq lists its product as uncharacterized. Gene Ontology annotation, biological process: negative regulation of G2/M transition of mitotic cell cycle. NCBI's taxonomy places the organism in Eukaryota, Metazoa, Arthropoda, Insecta, Lepidoptera, Tortricidae. The transcript is spliced from 5 exons. Bases 88 to 1143 code for a protein of 351 amino acids. The record is from RefSeq and is a predicted model, not a curated record.
CAAAUUUCCUAACCUCACCUCACGCUUUGUGGAUAUACCCAGCUGCAGCUGCUGUUUUAAAUAUCCAAAAUAAUUAGUUAACACAAAAUGCCGGAUUCUGAAUCAAAGAAAAAUCAGCAAAAGAAAGGAAAACACGAUGCUAAAGAGCAAAGGAAACCUCGACAGCAGCGGAGCCAAGGCGCCGGUGAAAAGAAAUCUGAAAAAAGAGCAGAAGAACCUAAAGUGGCUGCUCCUGAAAAACCAGCGUUUGAGGAGCCUGGGCCAGAAUUCUACAAAGGCUUAAAGAGAGAAACAGAUGACAUCCUCAAAAUAACCGAGGAUGCCAACUCCAAGUACAAGAAGAAAGAGAUUAAAAGCAACUGGUCCAAGUAUGAGGUCCCGAUAGAGAGUUAUGAUGAUAUUGAGGAACAGGAGAAUCUGGGGGCUGAUUAUGAGAAACUCAUACAAGCACCCAUGUCACUUGGUGGCCAUUUCCAAUUCAAACAUGAGAAAUCCUGGGACAUUACAACAGGCCCAUCUCUAUAUGAUAAAUACUUUGAUGUUACCGGAAAUGAUCUUGCCACUGCACUCUGCACCAUACCGUUUUAUGAAAGAAAUGGCAUCGAUAAAAGUAUAUUCUCUGAGAAUGACAUACAAACCAUGGACCACCGCACAUCUAGAUAUAAACAUAAGUACUUCAAAAUAGCUACAACCGAGUCUGAAAUUCAAGAUAAACUAAUAAAUAGUUUAGAUUUAAAAGAACAAAAAAAUAAUUUAGAUGAAAAUGUUCGUGAUGAGCGCAAGUCUGAAUCGGAAGUUGAUAAAAAGAAUGAAAUUAAUUUCGAAGAAUCAAAACUGCCUGUGUCUGCGACAUCUAGUAAUCAAGUAGAAAUAUUAUUCACAAGUAGUCAAGAUGAGCAUAAAAUGGAAAAAAUAGUAAAAGAUGAUAAGGAAUGCAGUGAAAUAGAUGACAUUGAUGAUAUUAUUGUCGACACAACUGAAAAUUUGAAUUUAAAUAAGAAGCUAGAAGUAACCAAGUCCAACUUUGCACCUGAGAAAGUUGGAAAUACAGCUCUACCGACUCCUACAGAACCCAAGAAAAAGCCAGUUAUUGAAUCUCCCGAGGAUCUUGAAAAAUGGCUUGAUGACUUCUUAGAAGAAUGAAAUAACAAUCAUAGUCUAGGAAAAUUUUCGAUGG